This is a messenger RNA of Boeremia exigua, 1539 nucleotides long. RefSeq lists its product as uncharacterized. The transcript is spliced from 2 exons. Bases 1 to 1539 code for a protein of 512 amino acids. The record is from RefSeq and is a predicted model, not a curated record. Lineage: Eukaryota; Fungi; Ascomycota; Dothideomycetes; Pleosporales; Didymellaceae.
AUGUCAAAGCCGUCUUGCGUGAGUCUACACGAGGCAACAGAUGAUCUGUCGGACUUAGCAGACGGAAAAGGCGAUAUGCUCGACUGGAAGAUGCGUCAAGCAUUUUUCAAUGAUCUGAACAAGGAAACGUACGGAGCAUCCUAUGCUGGAGACGAUAUCAACAAGAUACCAUCGGAUUACUCGUGCGACGACCUCGAGAAUCUGAACUUCCUUUUGCCUAACGCUGGCGAAGCUGACGAUAGGCAUUUGGAAUCCGAUGGAACUGCCACCAGAAUUCUACAUGCGCCUCUCGUGGACGCCGGUAUCGUCUAUAGUGACCGAUUGGGUCUUGCGCAAUACGGUUUGCUCGGCACGCAUGACGAAGUGGGAAACUCCAAGUCCAAGCUUCUUUUGAACACCAACGCUCCUUUCUCAAUGUUCCUCUGUGGUGUUCAAGGCAGCGGCAAAUCUCACACAACAUCCUGCAUCCUUGAGAAUUCACUGAUACCCUCAAGACACCUCGGAAGACUCCAGAAUCCGCUUUCUGCGAUGGUCUUCAACUACGCGCAAUUCAGCGGUGAAGGUACCGGGUUCACCGUCAGUGAAGCUGCAUUCCUGGCUUCACCCGAUCCCAGAAUUCCUGAGGGAGCGCAUGUAAAGAAAGUGCAUGUAUUGGUCUCGCCAUCCAAUUUCAUGCGGAUUUCCAAGCUCUACCUUCGACUUCCCAAUGUUCUGGUCACACCAUUCAAGUUGAAGCCAAGGGACUUGGACAUCGAUACGAUGCUGACUCUGAUGAACAUCAGCGAAUCAGACGAAACACCUCUCUAUAUGGCCCAAGUGACGCAAAUCCUCCGCGAGAUAUCUACAGCAGGAGGACCAUUCGAUUACAACGUGUUCAAGCUGCAGUUGAAAGAGAAGAACUUCAAUCCUAAACAGACUGCUAUGCUGCAGAUGCGUUUGGAUUUGCUUGAAUCGUUCCUCGACACGAAUGCUCGUAUUGUUACGCCACAUUUUGAGCCAGGAGAGAUCACAAUUAUGGAUAUGUCCUGUCCCUUUGUUGAUGCGAAUACAGCGUGCAUUUUGUUCAGGAUUGGGCUCAAGCAGUACCUACAGUCGAAGGCAAGUGCCAAAAUGAUUGUGUUGGAUGAAGCACAUAAGUACAUGCUCAAUAUACCGGGCGCAAAGGCCCUCAAGGAUACUCUCCUUCAGACCAUUCGCCUGCAGCGGCACUACGGCGCCCGCGUCGUUAUCUCAACCCAAGAACCAACACUUCUGACGGAUCUCAUAGCGCUUUGUUCGGUCACAGUGAUCCACCGAUUCUCCAGCCCAGAAUGGCUUUCCGCUGUCAAACGUCAUAUACCUACUGCUGCAAAAGAAGAUGAUGACUUGAUGUUGAGAAUUGAGAGUUUGACGACAGGACAAGCGAUCUUGUACUCGCCAACAGCAGUGUUUGAGCGCGGAGUUGGUGGAGAGUUGGUCACAGGCACAAGCAAGCUGUUCAAUGUCAGCAUUAGGAAGAGGCUCACGAGCGAUGGGGGACAGUCUGUGUUGGCAGUCUAG